UCCCCCUUCACUCUGCCUGCUGUGUGUAAGAAUAGAAACGACAGAAACAGUGAAGGUACAGAGGAUGAGAAAGUGAUUGUUACUCUCCACAGAUCUGGGCUCAGUGACACACAGACGUAUGGAUCCUCUGAUGCUCCUGUUUCUUCUCAUUGCUGGGCUCACAGGUGCUGACAGUGUGUCCUCAGUGGGACGGGUGUCUGUACAGAGUGGAGGAUCUGUCACCAUCCCAUGUUCCUAUGAUGGCAGAUAUAAAACACAUGUGAAAUACUGGUGCAGAGGGAGUGGCUGGAGUUCAUGUACUUACAUAGUACGCAGUGACUCUCCACAGAAGGAUGAAGUGUCAAUCAGUGAUGAUCCUGACCAGUCAGUCUUCACUGUGACCAUGAACAAUCUGACAGCUGGGGACUCUGGUUACUACUGGUGUGGUGUGGAGAUCAGCAGAGGUUCAGCUGUGGGAACACGGAUUUACCUGUCAGUUACUGAGGGUUCCCCAGGGCUGUCUGUGGACAAACAGGAGAUGACAGGUGUGGAAGGAGACAGCGUCAGUGUUCAGUGUCGAUAUGAAUACUAUUACAGGGAAUUGUCAUGGUGUAAGAUGGGGGGCUCCUGUGCAUCAGAGGGAUCUGGGAGUUUGGAUGGGAGGCCUGUCCUGAUCACGGAUGACACAGUAAAUAAAGUCUUCAGUGUGACAAUGAGGGGACUGGAGAGGAAGGACACAGGCUGGUAUUGGUGUGAUAAUGGAAACCAGCAGAUCCCAGUUCAUAUUACUGUCAAUCAGAGAACUACAACCACAACCAGCACUGAACAAACCAUCAGGGCUUCUGCUGCUGUAUCUACCACCAAAAUGGUCCUACAGACAGUCUCAGUGCAUGAUGAAGAAGGAGAGAAUAAUGAAAAACAGAAGUGGGAGCAGGUUCUGGAUGCUGCACUGAAAGCUGGGACUGGUGUGUUGUAUCUGAUUUGCACCAUCAUCGCCAUUCAGCUGCACUGGAGCUCCUGUAAAAAGAGGGGAACCAAUCAGAGAGAAGCAGAGGGAGGGGCCAAUACAAACCAUGGGUCAUAGGAAAUUCUGAAUAAAUAUACAAGCUUGGUAAUCCUGUUAAUAUGAUUAGCAUGCAGCCUCUAUUAGUGCAUAUAAAUGAACAAACCUCAAGGCUGUAUCAGCAGGGUUAUGCUGUGCUCAUAUGAAAUGUGUCUUUAUAUUUCAGCAGCAUUUCAGUUUAUGCUCUAGUAAUUUUUUGUACAUAAAUCUCCCCAGAUCAGAGGUUGCUGGGAGGCGGAAUGACCUUAGUGGUGCAGAAUGACUCAGAAUAGCUGUAAAAUAAAUGGUUAUGCUAACUGCAGUGAGGUCUCUCUCACACGGCCCUGCUCAGUCUGUCCAGUCAUACCAUGAGAGUCAGUUAAACACAGAGGGUUUGGUCUGUAGUGUUGGAUUAUCUGCUGGGAAGCCAUGCGGCCGGUGCUUUGUAUGGCUGAUGGCCUCUUCUUCACAAGGACUUUGCUGCCACCUGCUGGUUACACUCACACCUUUGUAAUUCUGCUUCACUUGGCUGUCUUAUCACUGUAGCAUAAAGAGUUAAAAAUAAUUUACUCAUUAGUGAAACUAAAUUAAUUGUUCUGAUUUAAUAAAUCAUUGAUAAGGAUAUGGUUUACUGUAUAUUUUGUAUUUUUCUGGAGUUAUUAAAAUGAUUAAAAGAGAAUGAAUAAUUUUCCAAACUUGAAGUGAAAGCGUCUUCUCUGCAGUUGUGGGUUCGAGGCUCUCCAAAGGUCAGCUUCAGCUCUGUUUGACAUUUUGAGUCUUCGUUUUGUUCCCCUUGUUAUUUUGCAAUCAUGUUAUUUUUGUAUUGGUCCUUGUUUUUAUAUCUGUUUCUGACUGAGCACAAUAUGAACUUAUUCUGAAUGUCCUGUGUAUAACACAAUAUUC
Molecule: messenger RNA, 1924 nt
Organism: Paramormyrops kingsleyae
Lineage: Eukaryota; Metazoa; Chordata; Actinopteri; Osteoglossiformes; Mormyridae
Product: polymeric immunoglobulin receptor-like
Cellular component (GO): plasma membrane
Molecular function (GO): transmembrane signaling receptor activity
Source: RefSeq, a predicted model, not a curated record